Arachis stenosperma is the source of this 552-nucleotide messenger RNA. Its product is annotated as G-type lectin S-receptor-like serine/threonine-protein kinase At4g27290. Bases 1 to 441 code for a protein of 146 amino acids. Gene Ontology annotation, molecular function: ATP binding; protein kinase activity. The transcript has 2 exons. The record is from RefSeq and is a predicted model, not a curated record. Lineage: Eukaryota; Viridiplantae; Streptophyta; Magnoliopsida; Fabales; Fabaceae. Gene Ontology annotation, biological process: protein phosphorylation.
AUGCAAUGCAGUGGCUAUAUUUCUCCUGAAUAUGCAGUGCACGGAUCCUUCUCAACGAAAUCUGAUGUGUUCGCCUUUGGCGUAAUUGUGCUUGAGAUAGUCAGUGGGAAGAAGAACAGAGAGUUUUGCGACCCUCACCAACGUCUCUACCUUCUUGGACAUGCAUGGGAGCUCUGGAAUGAGGAGAGGCCUUUGGAGCUAGUGGAUGAAUCAGUGCGCGAUUCGGUCAUUGAAGUUGAAGCAUUAAGAUGCAUACAGAUAGGGCUUUUAUGUGUUCAAGGGAGACCCGAAGAUAGGCCUAACAUGUCAUCUGUAGUUCGUAUGCUGGAAGAUGAUAAACCGUUGCCUGAGCCGAGGCUGCCGGCGUUUACUCGCACCAUGAAGAAUCUCUGGGAAGAGAUGAUGAAGUUUCAGCAAAUGAGGUUACCAUUUCAUCGUUAGGGGCAAGAUAGGCAGCCUGUUUUGAUUUUGCCAGUUUCACUUUUAUUCCUGGUCAAAUGAGAAUUUGUGUGUGAUCAGUGUAUAAAAUUUUUAUUUUCGUAUUGAUUCACA